GCUUGGCUUUUCAGCUUUUAUUUUGCUUACCAAAUAAGAAACAUAUUUGAGUAACUUAGUGACCGAGGUAUAGUAGUAGGCCUUGUUAAUAUGACAAUAGUAUGGCCGCAGUGAUCGAGGCUUUAACAUCAAAUUUAGUUAAUAAUUUUUCUUAUAGUAGUAGGCCAUGUUAGUAAGAACACAGUAUGGGCAUAGUAUGACAAGCACUGACAGUAGCUCCUUCUAAACGUAUAUAUAGAGCCACAUUUGAAAAUUUCCAUACAAUCAGAACUUAACAUUCACAAGACGAGGCAACAAAUCUUAAAAAAAAAAAAGAAAUAUUGCAGAGUUAAAAAAUAAUAAAAAACCAUGCACAAUUUGAUAAAAAGUCGUGCACUCUUCGCGAUCCUAAAGAAUCCUUUGCCGGAUAAUUACUUUGAUGAUAGCGGCGAGGAGUCUGAUACCAAGGAUGUGGUAGCUGGAGGUCUAGUGAAGCUAAGUGCCAGUGCUCCAGAAUUUGUGCCAAGCUUAAUGUCGGAAGAGUUGGCCAAAGAUGAAGAUUAUGUCGGUUUGGCCGAUAUAAGGAACAUCUUCAUGGUGGAGAACGAGCAAAAGAAUGCUAAGCCAACAUUGGCUCUACUGCCAUGGAAAGGAUUUCCAAAGAUCUUUGAGAGAAAUUCUCGCAAUUCUGAGGUAUUGUUAGUUGACGACUCGGACUAUGUAAUUGUCCCGCGCAGCAAGGGAAGGAAAAUAUCAUAUGAAGAAUUAAAACAAAUUGAUACACCGAAAACACCUUUAGACGGCAUGGAAAAUGCUACACAAGACAAAUUGGCUACCAAUGCAUCCAAUGUCCUUCCGGACUUUCCUCCACUUAAUGAUAGGCUUGUGGCUGCCAGGGAGAGACGUCGUGAACAGGAAAGAAAGGUAGCUGUGGAAGCCUUGAAACUGGCUGAACAGCGACGCCUGAGGGGCCCAUUCGUUUCCAUUCCCAAUCCAAACAAUGGGAAACCUGAGAAAGUCCAGCCGGUUGUGCAUCUUUCACGAUUGCCUAUAAGUUUUUCGAAGGAGGAAAGAGUUGUAGUUAAUCGUAUGAGAGUUGCCAAGAAGGAGCGAAUCGAAAAGGCCCUUGUCGAAAUGGCCAAGGAGGAGGAGGACCAAGAGAACUUGCGAUUGGGGAUACAAGAAAGAAACUUAGCACGUGGUCGGUAUCAAAGGAAUUCGACAAAUGAAGAGGAGGUGGCCAUGGCCACCACCAGCGACACCGUGCCCAAAAGAUAUAUACCCACGGCCAAACAAUGGAACGAGAUACGUCGUGCUAGACACUUGGCCAAGAUUGAGGCCGAAAAGGAGAAUAAGAAACCAGCUAAAAACAAGGGAAUUUUAACGAACUUUAAUGAAAACAAUAAUGCGCCAUCACAGAUUAUAAGGAAUGCGAAUCCUGAUGUCCCCACCAAUCGGAACUGGCGUCCACCAACUCAUCCACUCGUAGGGGAGAGACGCAAUGGAAAUAUCACUCAUUAUCGUGAGAUUCCAAAGUGGUCUUUCGGUAAAACUUUUAGAACUCCAAUGAAUAUGUCAAACUUAAAGAUCCCAAAAGUGGUUCAACGUUAUACUAUUGAGGAGUUGCUCCACUUUGAACCGCAACCGGAAGAUCUUGAGGACCCAAAAAUCGAUGUGUCCCUCAAAAAAUUUGGAUUUUUACGCAUCUGAUUUGACGACAAGUUCACUUUUCUUCAUAAUUACACAUGUUUUCAUUUCUUUCGAUUUCGUUACUAAUCACUAUCUUAAACUGAAAAGCAAAUGCCAUAUCUGAAUAAAAAAAUCGUUGUUAACCGUCUAUAAAACUUAAAA
Drosophila eugracilis is the source of this 1830-nucleotide messenger RNA. RefSeq lists its product as uncharacterized. The coding region runs from base 349 to 1689 and encodes 446 amino acids. Lineage: Eukaryota; Metazoa; Arthropoda; Insecta; Diptera; Drosophilidae. The record is from RefSeq and is a predicted model, not a curated record. The transcript is spliced from 2 exons.